Sinocyclocheilus rhinocerous is the source of this 330-nucleotide messenger RNA. RefSeq names its product glutaryl-CoA dehydrogenase, mitochondrial-like. Gene Ontology annotation, molecular function: flavin adenine dinucleotide binding; glutaryl-CoA dehydrogenase activity; fatty-acyl-CoA binding. Gene Ontology annotation, cellular component: mitochondrial inner membrane. The transcript has 3 exons. Lineage: Eukaryota; Metazoa; Chordata; Actinopteri; Cypriniformes; Cyprinidae. The record is from RefSeq and is a predicted model, not a curated record. Gene Ontology annotation, biological process: fatty acid beta-oxidation using acyl-CoA dehydrogenase; fatty-acyl-CoA biosynthetic process. The coding region runs from base 16 to 303 and encodes 95 amino acids.
AGGUUUGAAUGCACCAUGGCAUUGAGAACAGCUUUAUCACGCCUGCUGGUGAACUCACAGAGAUGUUCUCUGAUCUCUGUGUCAAGGGCCCAGGGCACUUCAGCAUCUGCAGCAUAUGAGACAGAGGAGCAAGCGAAAAAAGCAGCAAAAACACCUAAGGUGCAGUUUAACUGGCGUGAUGCGUUGGAUCUGGAAGGACAGCUCACAGAGGAGGAGAUCAUGAUCAGAGACAGUUUCCGCACAUACUGCCAGGAGAAGCUCAUGCCCCGUAUCCUCAUGGCCAACAGGAAUGAACGUAAGUAGAACAACUAGUCACAUCUGAUGUAUUAG